Spea bombifrons (plains spadefoot toad) is the source of this 1046-nucleotide messenger RNA. It is a transcript of the gene SFT2D1, whose product is annotated as SFT2 domain containing 1. The transcript is spliced from 8 exons. The record is from RefSeq and is a predicted model, not a curated record. NCBI's taxonomy places the organism in Eukaryota, Metazoa, Chordata, Amphibia, Anura, Pelobatidae. Bases 189 to 668 code for a protein of 159 amino acids. Gene Ontology annotation, biological process: vesicle-mediated transport. Gene Ontology annotation, cellular component: membrane.
GGCUGGCUUUGGGUGUGCAAAUUAGAGCCGCGACACAGCGUUGUCAAGUUGUUUUACUUGGGUGAAGUCACUAUUCGCAUACUAAGUGGUAUAUAACGAGAAAAGAAGUGUCUAGCGGAAGGUGUUGGUUCACCUAUUAAAUAGUAGGCGGAGGGUCUAAUAAAGUUUGAUAUUGUUUAACCGAGAACAUGGAUAAGCUUCGCCGAGUUUUAAGCGGCCGUGAAGACGAAGAACAGGGGUUAACAACUCAGGUUCUGGAUUCAACUGCACUCAGUUUUAGCACUCGUGUAAAGUGGUUUGCCAUAUGCUUUGCUUGCGGAGUUGGGUUUUCUAUUCUUGGCAGUGUACUGCUUUGGGUUCCAAAUGGAUCUAAGCUGUUUGCAGUAUUCUACACUCUAGGAAAUAUUGCUGCUCUGUGCAGUACUUGCUUUCUUAUGGGACCUGUGAAACAACUAAAAAGGAUGUUUGAACCAACAAGACUGAUUGCAACAAUACUUAUGCUGAUUUGUCUGGUUUGUACACUUUGUGCUGUGUUUUGGUGGGGCAAGAAAGGUCUGGCAAUCCUCUUUUGUGUCUUACAGUUUCUUGCAAUGACUUGGUAUAGCCUCUCAUAUAUUCCCUUUGCAAGGGAUGCCAUUUUAAAAUGCUUCACAAGCUGCUUCAGUUAAGUUUCAUGACCAAGGCAUCUUCUACGUGAAGUGAAGAAUAAUGCUUGCUCAGGAGAAUUCUGCAGGAUUUACAUGCUGUAUUCCACUUCAUUCAAAAUUUAAAAUAUUGUUUGUAUAUGUUUUUUAAAGUAUCCCUUAUAUUUAAAUACUACCAUAUAAAUACAAAUAUAAGAAAAUGGCACAUUCCACUGCAGUAGAAUAUUUCUGCUUGCUGACCAUUUAGAAAGCUAAUGAUUGAAUUUCAGUACAUUUCUGGUGCCUUAUUCAUUAAUAAUUUUUAAAGUUUUUGAGCAUUGUAGAUUGAGGAUAUAAAUCCGCCUUCAGUCUAAUAAAUUGUUAAUGUGAAUGUCACUCUAUCUAUUAAAGAACUAAGAAAUA